Ascochyta rabiei is the source of this 1416-nucleotide messenger RNA. RefSeq lists its product as uncharacterized. The record is from RefSeq and is a predicted model, not a curated record. Bases 1 to 1416 code for a protein of 471 amino acids. Lineage: Eukaryota; Fungi; Ascomycota; Dothideomycetes; Pleosporales; Didymellaceae. The transcript has 2 exons.
AUGGCUCGAGACCUUGAUCCUGAGCGGUGUGCACGGUUCCGCCGUCGUGCUGAAGAAUUCUCCUUGUCAUUUUGGAGAUACUUCGAUGCUAACGGUGCUGCGAUUCCCUUCGGACGAAGUCUUACUUACAGAUUCGCAUUCGCUGGUUUUUGGUCUGCUGCUGCAUUUGCAGAAGUAGACUUGCCUGAGCCACUCAACGAUUGGGGUAUCGUGAAAGGACUCCUCCUCCGUCACUUCCGGUGGUGGAGCAACAAGCACGACAUUUUCAACGUUGACGGCUGCUUGAACAUUGGUUUUGCAUACCCGAACUUCUAUAUGUGUGAAGACUACAACUCUCCACAAUCAGUGUACUGGGCUCUGAAAUCGUUCCUGGCGUUAGGUCUUCCACAAGAUCAUCCUUUCUGGACAGCGAAGGAGAAAGAUUUACCCAGAGACAACGCUCUUGCAACCCCUGUGAAGGAGCCGAUGCACAUAGUGUGCAACACCGGAAACCAUCACUACCUCCUCUCCUCUGGUCAAUUUUGCCCCUGGCCGCUCAAAGCCACUGAAGCAAAAUAUGGCAAAUUCGCGUACUCUUCACAUUUUACCUUCAGUGUGCCUACAGGCCCCUUGAUCCAGCAGAUGGCGCCGGACAGUACGAUUGCAAUCAGUAAAGACGGAGGUGACACUUGGCGUACACCGUGGAAAGUGAAAACCAACGAACGACGAUCGAGAGCACAGCUCUGGAGAGGCGACAGGGCCCUCGAAAAAAUACCGACAUUCCAAAGUUUGUGGAAACCGUGGAAAGACGCUGACAUAAACGUGAGAACAAUCCUGAUAGCGCCUUGCUCUCGGUGGCCGGACUGGUAUGUGCGAUUCACUAGCGUGGAAAACAUGAGUGCGGUCCCUGUUACCUUGAACAUUGUGCAGGGGGGUUUUGCAAUCCAAGGGCGAGGAUCGAAGAGAGGCGAAGUUCUUCCAAAACUCACUGGAAGCGCUGGUAUCAAGGCCGGCAAUAGUUUGUCCUUUGCAGAAGGUACCCUGGAGUCAACCAGCGACGCAUUAGUCUGCUCCGAUGCAGGAACAAGCGGCAUAAAAGCCAUCACUCUCGAAACGGCCGCAGGAGAUGAGCACUCGCUUGAAGAUGUUACUACCAAUGGCGAGGUCCUCAAACCAGACGCCAACACCAACCUGAUGUGGCAGAGAACUCUAAUUCCAACAAUCAAGUCGGAGACCAAAACGAUCGAGCAGGGACGUAGCAUCUACCUUGUAUCCGCUGUAUUUGCGGUGGCUAGGACUUCAGCCGCACCCAAGCAAUACGGGAAACUAGACUUGCAGAAAUUGUGGGAUGAGACACCCGUUAUUUAUGCUGGUCAGCUUAGAAGUAAGGCACCAAGGACAGAUCAAGAGUACAUCGAUAUAGUGGAUACAGACUAG